AAGCACAUGCCCGUUAGAAGCCUCGAUCAUCAUGGCGGACAAACUAGAAUCAUCCGAACUUAAAUCUGAGGCGAAAGAAAAGGAUGAAAAGUCAAACAAUGUGGAAGCCGAGGAUUCGAAGCAAGACUCAAAUAAUGGUGAAGGUGAAGACGACGAGGAGUCAAGCGGAGAAAAGGAACGUGCAGGACUUUUUGACAAGCCAGUUGUUAUUGAAGGAAAAAGAGCAAGGAAAUCAACAGAAUUUCUUCUUAAUCAGACCGCACCAACAAUUAUCAAAGAGAACAAGCCUCUUAUCUUAGAGGGUAAGGGAGAGUCCCUAGGAUCCAUUGAAAGAACAAAAUAUGAACUUGGAAGAUCUUCUGUAGGAGAGCUGAAACCUCUUCAUAAGCUUUUUUAUGGAAGAGAAGGAAGGGUGACAGAAGUAAAAAGGAAUGUUAGGAAGUUUAAUGGAUUUGCAUUUCAAAAGGAUUCUAAAGAAUAUGAAGCUAAAAAGCUUGGUGUAGAAAGAUUUACAAAUGAUGGUCUAAAAAGACUUUGUGAAAUUUUUGACGUGGAUAAGAAGGGAAAGAGGAGUGAUCUUGUAGAAAAAGUAAUGGAUUUUCUCAUGUCACCAAAAUCAUCAGAAAAAUCAGCACCUGAGCCUGAAGCAAAAAAGGAUGAAAAGAAGAAGAGAAAAAGACCAGAAAAGGAGGGCAGCUCAAAAAGUAAAAAAGAAAAGUCUAAAAAGACGUCAGAAACAGUAGAGAGUGAAGAUGGUGAAGAAAACGAGGAUGAUGACGAGGAGGAGGAACAUGAGGAAGAACCUCCAAAGAAGAAAAAGAAAGUUGAUUCCACACCUAAAAAGACUGAAUCUUCAUCUAAAAAAACCAAAGAAACAAAACCAAAAGGAAAAGAGAAGGAGAAGAGUAAAGACAAAGACAAGGCAAAAUCAAAGAAAAGUGGAGAAAAGACAAAAGCUUCUAAAAAAAGAGACCCUGUUCCUGUAAAGAUAACAGCUCUACAGAAAAGUCCCUCAAAGAAGAAGACACCUAAAAAAGAAAAACCAGCACCAGUUUAUGAUUCAUCCUCUGAUGAAGAACCAUUAGCAAAAAAAUCAAAGAAACAGCCACCCACUGAAAGUGAACUUGAAAAGAUCGUCAAAGAUCUUCUAGAUGGUGCAGACCUUGAAAAGGUCACAAUGAAGAGUGUGUGUAAACAGGUGUAUGAUAAGUUUCCUGAGCAUGAUCUCACAUCUAGGAAGGACUUUAUCAAGGAAACAGUCAGAAAGGUCAUAUCAUGAAAUCAACAACAUGAACACAAGAAAACUUUUUAGCUUCUUUCAAGUCCUAUUCGUAUACACUUUGUUUUUAAACGUCUUUUGUUUUUAAACGUCUUUUGUUU
This is a messenger RNA of Stylophora pistillata, 1380 nucleotides long. RefSeq names its product protein DEK. Lineage: Eukaryota; Metazoa; Cnidaria; Anthozoa; Scleractinia; Pocilloporidae. The record is from RefSeq and is a predicted model, not a curated record. Gene Ontology annotation, molecular function: DNA binding; histone binding. Gene Ontology annotation, biological process: chromatin organization; regulation of double-strand break repair. Gene Ontology annotation, cellular component: nucleus.